AUGUUUGGCACUUUUGCGGAUAGAGAUGCUGACCGAGAUUACAAGGAUGAAAAAAUCGCCUACGGACUCAUUCCACCAGUCAAUUCUUUUGAAUAUUUCACGGUUCAAUUUCAUUCACUCAAAAAGCUAAUCAUUCGAUUCUUCAAAACCCCCGAAGUCAUCAACAAGCUAAAAGUGCUCUUCUACGGGCCAGGGUGGAACCCGAAGGACAACAUUCGCCUUGGGGAUCCCGCCAAGCUCCCGAAGAUUCACAAAGGAGAUGAGAAAAAAUUUCACGACCCGGAAGUUUCUUCAUUUUUGGGUCUUUACGGACUCCUUCAAAUGGCACUGACGGCACUGGUUCUUGACCAUUUUCUGAAUUUGAAAACGAAUGAAUAUUCAUUUGCGUUGAAUAUGACGACGAUAAUUUGGAUAUUUUGGUCUAUGUGCUCUGUUGGAAUCAUGAUGGAAGGAGUCACGACUUUCAUGGAAAUCAUGAGGGUCGCCCUUACUUCUUGGUAUUUCUAUGACUCUGAGACCUUUCCAGAGCGAAAACAACUUCCAAUCGACCUUUUCAUCCCGUUUCUUCUGAGCUCCGUCGCUGCUGUUUUUCUCAAACUUCAAAAAUCCACUUCAAAUUCCGCUGUUCAGAAAAUAAAGCCCUCAUAA
Messenger RNA from Oikopleura dioica, 648 nucleotides. Lineage: Eukaryota; Metazoa; Chordata; Appendicularia; Copelata; Oikopleuridae. The record is from the annotation of a GenBank genome assembly.